GGAAGUCUCAAUCCACUGAGAUCACACUUACGCAAUUAGGUCGCACAUACUGCCUAAUUACCCCGCGAAGUGGUAAGACUUCUUGAGCCAGAGGCAACUUCCUACCAAACACGCAUCCACUCAGGACAAUGUCUUCGCCAACAUUGACAAGGCCCGUGGAAGUCAGGCUGUGUUACGAGGCCGCUUGUCGAGGAGAUAUCGAUGGUGUUAAAGAACAAGUCCAGCGUCUACUACACACGCCUGGGUGGCCGAAAUCUGGGGGAAAUAUGCCUCGUCCCGGCUGGUUGUUCGACUCGCUACUUGUCGCCAUGGCAAAGCAGAACAUAGAACUCAUUCAAUACCUGCUUGAUGAGAAGAUUUCGGAACUUUCAAGUUUUCUGUUUGUAGCCGCUGUACGUUCCCGAAAAUACAAGGUUCUGAAUCUCUUCCUUGGGCUUGGGUGGGAUAUAAACACGCCGAGAGGCCGGGGUGAGGCUUCGGCGUUGAGCAUUCCCAUAAGUCAGGGUGAUUGGGAAAUGGUUCGGUGGCUUCUUGACCAUGGUGCCGAUCCUAACAGCCGCUGCGACUAUGACUUGACACCUAUGUCCGAUGCUAUUUUGAGAGCUCCACUGGAACUUAUCGACUAUCUGUUCUCUCGUGGGGCAAACCAGAACUUUGGACAACUCCUGCAUUGGGCCGUUAUCAGGGAUAAACCUGACGCUCUAGAGGUGGUUCGUCGACUCGUAGAGCUAGGAGUACCAAUCAACGAGGUGAAGUAUGCGAAUGACCCCAAAGGAUUUCGGGCGCGUAUAGGGUUUGGCCUCGGUACACCACUCCAUCGGGCUGCAGAGUUUGGAAAGGUGGACAUCGUUAAGUAUCUGUUAGAGGUGGGUGCUGACCCUUUGAAACUGGACACGAAGAGUAAAACACCACGAUAUUGGGCUGAGAUGGAUAACUUAAAUGACGUUGCCCUCAUUCUUGAGGAAGCAGAGGAGUGCCAGCUUUAUGGCACAGAAAACCGGAAGAAAAUGUGAGAUAUAUGUGUAUCUUGCCUGACACAUGAUCAUGUUCGUUUCACAUUGACUGAUGACAAUUUUUUCAUUGUUUGAAUGUCUAGUAGGUUGUCCUAGGCAGCACUGUGCAUUCCAUACGGUGCAAAGUGCGGCAAGUUACACAGGACAGGAUAGCAGCGGAACAUUCCCAUCAGAUCAGCAUCAAGGAAGGUCCGAUGGUUG
Pseudovirgaria hyperparasitica is the source of this 1214-nucleotide messenger RNA. Its product is annotated as ankyrin. The transcript is spliced from 2 exons. The coding region runs from base 129 to 1013 and encodes 294 amino acids. The record is from RefSeq and is a predicted model, not a curated record. Gene Ontology annotation, molecular function: protein binding. Gene Ontology annotation, cellular component: nucleus; cytoplasm. Lineage: Eukaryota; Fungi; Ascomycota; Dothideomycetes; Acrospermales; Acrospermaceae.